UUCUCGCUUUGAACAGCAAACCAAACUCACCCCCCUGACACCAUGUGCCAUUGCAGCAACUACUAUGGAGGCCUGGGCUUCGGCUAUGGAGGCUUUGACAGCCUGGGCUUCGGCCGUGGCUGUGGAUGUGGCAGCUUCCGCAGGCUGGGCUUUGGCUCUGGCUUUGGAGGCUACGGAUGUGGCUCUGGAUUUGGAAGCUUUGGAUAUGGCUACAAUCGCUGCCCAUCCUUCUUUGGAGGAUAUGGACUCUCUAGCUUCUACUGAAAUUCCACUCCAACAUCUGAAGUUAUAGGGGACUUUCCAAAUCUGAUCUCAAAAGUAAGACGACAAAGAUCAUUCUGGAGUUAUUUGCACAGAAGCAUCUAACUUCUUAGAAUUUGGCACAAUUUUUCCAAUAUACUUCUAUAUCUCCAUCAUAAUCCUAGAAUCCUCUAAUUUUGCUUUUGAAACUGAUUGGAUUAUCCGUUAAAUUUCAAAUAAAACAUUAAAUUUGAAA
Molecule: messenger RNA, 496 nt
Organism: Cervus elaphus (red deer)
Lineage: Eukaryota; Metazoa; Chordata; Mammalia; Artiodactyla; Cervidae
Product: keratin-associated protein 19-5-like
Exons: 1
Coding region: 43-264 (73 amino acids)
Source: RefSeq, a predicted model, not a curated record